Phytophthora nicotianae INRA-310 is the source of this 1847-nucleotide messenger RNA. RefSeq lists its product as hypothetical. Bases 463 to 1698 code for a protein of 411 amino acids. Gene Ontology annotation, molecular function: 5'-nucleotidase activity. The record is from RefSeq and is a predicted model, not a curated record. Lineage: Eukaryota; Oomycota; Peronosporomycetes; Peronosporales; Peronosporaceae. The transcript has 10 exons.
UUUUGUGGUCAAGGUGAUGGCGCUGCUUCGAGUCACCUCCAAGUUGUUGCCGUUGCGGUUACCGAUCUCAGCGCGGCGGCUGUCGGCGCUAUCAUUCGUGCCACAGCUACGUGUAUCGAUCCCUUCGUCACUACCUGCCAUUCACCAGUUGGUCGAGCGCUACGAGGUGCGGCGUGGAAUUCCAUUGGCGAUUUAUGCGCAUUCGGUGGCUGAAGCUUGACUAUGUGCCCCGUGAACAGCGAGACGUACAAACCUUCAAACCGAAUGAGAGCAUCCAAUCCGACGUCGUGUUCGCUAACAACCACCUACGGUAGGAGUGGUAUUAACGACGUUUGUAAGGACAGAAUUUAAUUCCAGUGCUCUUGCUGUGUUAUCAGAUUGUCAGGCAUUGACGUCGUCGGGUUCGAUUACGACUAUACGCUGUGCCACUACUCGGAGGAACUGCAGCAUCUCAUCUACGCUAUGGCCAGAGACUACAUGGUGAGCAAGUUACGGUACCCGGAAGGCGUGUCAGUGCUGCAGUAUGACCCGAGCUUUGCCAUUCGUGGACUGACGAUCGAUAAGCAGAAGGGUCUUCUGUGCAAGAUCAGCUCGCACCAAAAACUGUCAAACACGGCGGUAUUCCGAGGACGCCAGCGGCUCUCGCGGGACGAGGUUAUGGAACUGUAUGGAGGCUCCAGGCACAUUUCUGUGCACGACCGUGACUACAACAUGGAGCCGCUGAAUGACCUCUUCAGUGUGGCCCACGCGUGUCUCUUUGCCGAUGUGGUGCAGUACAUGAUCGAUCGCGAUAUUGAGUACGAGCCCAUCGCACUGGUUGAGGACGUUAACCAGGCUAUCACGAACGUCCAUCUGAGCGGAGAGAUGCACAAGGAGGUAGCACGGGACCUACCGAAGUACAUUGAACCGAACCCAGCGUUGAGACCGCUUCUGGAGCGCAUUCGUGACUCUGGUAAGAAGAGCUUUUUGUGUACGAACAGCUCGUUUCCGUACAUCAACGCUGGUCUGAAGUAUAUGCUUGGUGACGACUGGCGAGAGCUAUUCGAUGUGGUCAUAGUCAGCGCUCGGAAGCCUAAAUUUUACACUCGCCAACGCUCAUUCCGCAUGCUCGACAUCGGACACAAACAAGUGCAGUGGCAUGCUGUGCGUGCACUGCAUCGGGGUGAGGUUUACACGCAAGGAAGCGUCUAUCAACUAUCGAAACUCACCGGUUGGGUGGGCAGCCGUGUGCUCUACAUCGGUGAUAACUUGUUCUCGGACUUAGUUGAGCCCUCUCGCGCUAAUGGAUGGCGAACGGGUGCCAUUAUUCGCGAGCUGGAAGAUGAGAUGCAUGUGCAUCGAACGCCAGAAUACCAGCGACUUGCCUUUCAGAUCAGCAAAAUCGAGGAGUUGAUGCGCAGUAUCCAGAAUGAAUUGCGUUCGGAGCCCAUUCCUCAGAACCACGCGUUUGUCGACCAACUGGUCAAUAUUCACGAGGCGCUUCAGACAGAGAUGGAGAAUCUGGUCAACGUCAACUUCGGGUCGGUUUUCAGAGCAGACACGUACCCAUCGCAGUUCGCUUUCCUUGUGCAGCGCUACGUCGACAUUUAUUCUGCACGCCUAGAGAACCUGCUGGAGUAUCCCUCCAAUCAUACAUUUUAUCCUGAACGCAUUGCCAUGCCGCACGAGUACCCAGCGGAAGCACCGCGGUACGACUAAGGCCGCAGCAUCGUCGCUUCAAACCGUUUAGAGUGUCUUAAGCUCAAUUGUGUGGUAAUGGAAUCAAUUUAAGAUUGAUCAAGCAGGAGACGUGUCAUUUGUUGACCACUCCUGUGCCUCUGAGCAACGUUCACGUUGCGACCUACAUU